This is a messenger RNA of Pecten maximus, 927 nucleotides long. Its product is annotated as serine/arginine repetitive matrix protein 2-like. The transcript has a single exon. The coding region runs from base 1 to 927 and encodes 308 amino acids. The record is from RefSeq and is a predicted model, not a curated record. Lineage: Eukaryota; Metazoa; Mollusca; Bivalvia; Pectinida; Pectinidae.
AUGAUCAAACCCAGCAAAGGACGCGAUAAAACCAGGAUCAAACCCAGUAAAGGACGCGAUAAAACCAGGAUCAAACCCAGCAAAGGACGCGAUAAAACCAGGAUCAAACCCAGUAAAGGACGCGAUAAAACCAGGAUCAAACCCAGCAAAGGACACGAUAACACCAGGAUCAAACCAAGAAAAGGACGCGAUAACACCAGGAUCAAACCAAGAAAAGGACGCAAUAAAACCGGGAUCAAACGCAGUAAAGGACGCGAUAAAACCAGGAUCAAACCCAGCAAAGGACGCGAUAAAACCAAGAUCAAACCCAGCAAAGGAUGCGAUAACACCAGUAUCAAACUCAGCAAAGGACGCGAUAAAACCAGGAUCAAACCCAGUAAAGGACGCGAUAAAACCAGGAUCAAACCCAGCAAAGGACGCGAUAAAACCAGGAUCAAACCCAGUAAAGGACGCGAUAAAACCAGGAUCAAACCCAGCAAAGGACGCGAUAAAACCAGGAUCAAACCCAGUAAAGGACGCGAUAAAACCAGGAUCAAACUCAGCAAAGGACACGAUAACACCAGGAUCAAACCAAGAAAAGGACGCGAUAACACCAGGAUCAAACCAAGAAAAGGACGCAAUAAAACCGGGAUCAAACGCAGUAAAGGACGCGAUAAAACCAGGAUCAAACCCAGCAAAGGACGCGAUAAAACCAAGAUCAAACCCAGCAAAGGAUGCGAUAACACCAGUAUCAAACUCAGCAAAGGACGCGAUAAAACCAGGAUCAAACCCAGUAAAGGACGCGAUAAAACCAGGAUCAAACCCAGCAAAGGACGCGAUAAAACCAGGAUCAAACCCAGUAAAGGACGCGAUAAAACCAGGAUCAAACCCAGCAAAGGACGCGAUAAAACCAGGAUCAAACCAGCAAAGGACGUGAUGAAAAUCUAG